UUAUCCACGACAAGAUAAAUGGAUAGUGUUGCAUUGUUUCUCUUUCUCUUUUUCUCUCCCAUAGACCAAACAAAAACAUAAUAAACACAAAACAAAAACCUAUUCGGUACUAAUCCCCAACCUUAAAACCUCACAAUUUCAUGUCUCGGAUCUUGUAAUUCGGAUCCUCAAAACCCGAUAAACCUUCCCCUCGUUCGAUCCGGUUCAGAAAACCAUGACACGCCGCUGUUCCCAUUGCAGCCACAAUGGGCACAACUCAAGAACGUGUCCCAACCGUGGUGUUAAGCUCUUCGGGGUUCGAUUAACCGAUGGGAUCCGAAAGAGUGUUAGUAUGGGUAAUCUUAGUCAUUAUACUGGUUCCGGGUCUGGAUCCCUUCAUACCGGGUUAAAUAACCUCGAUUCACCCGGUGAAACGCCUGAUCACGCCGCCGUUGCUGACGGUUACGCCUCUGAGGAUUUUGUUCCUGGCUCUUCUUCGACUUCCCGUGAAAGGAAAAAGGGCACUCCCUGGACUGAGGAGGAACAUAGAAUGUUUUUACUUGGAUUGCAGAAGCUUGGCAAAGGUGACUGGCGUGGAAUUGCUAGGAACUAUGUUAUAUCAAGGACACCUACUCAGGUGGCCAGUCAUGCUCAGAAAUAUUUCAUCAGGCAAAGCAAUGUGUCUAGGAGGAAAAGACGGUCCAGCUUAUUCGAUAUUGUUCAAGAUGAUGCAGCUGACACUUCAAUGGUACCACAAGACUUCAUGUCAGCUAAUCCGCUUCAGACUGAAACAGAAGGCAAUAACCCUUUGCCUGCUCCUCCCCCACUCGAUGAAGAAUGCGAAUCCAUGGAUUCCACAAAUUCAAAUGACGGAGAAUCUGCCUCUAUCCCAUUAUUAAAGCCUGAUAGCAAUCCACUGCCAUCAUCAUAUCCGGUAGUAUAUCCAGCAUAUUAUUCUCCAUUCUUCCCAUUUCCUCUUCCCUAUUGGUCUGGAUACAGUCCUGAGCCCGCUCCUAAGAACGAGACACAUGAAGUGGUGAAGCCAACCGCAGUACAUUCCAAGGCCCCGAUCAAUGUCGAUGAACUCGUUGGCAUGUCAAAACUGAGUUUAGGAGAGACUAUUGGCGACGCCGGCCCCUCGACUCUGUCUCGCAAACUACUCGAAGAAGGACCUUCUAGACAGUCGGCUUUUCAUGCAACACCAGCUUGUGGGACUGUUCUGUGAGCAUUAUUAUCAUGUGGUCUUCUGUGUAAUUCCUCAAAUAUAUGUGGUUGUGGAAUAACCUUAAUAAUUUUUAUUUGUCCUUUCAGAAUAUGGUUAACCUAGUUUGUUUGUUUGCUAGUAGACAGUAGCAUCUAGGAAUUACUUGGGUUUAAAUUAUAACUUCAUGUUUGUUUAGUAGUUUUCAUUUCUCAGGGUUAUGUAAAAUUGUGCAGUUUGACAAUCUACCAAGGUUUGCGACAUGCUAAAAUUUUGUCAUCUGGAACAGGAUUGUUUUUUUU
Molecule: messenger RNA, 1482 nt
Organism: Vicia villosa (hairy vetch)
Lineage: Eukaryota; Viridiplantae; Streptophyta; Magnoliopsida; Fabales; Fabaceae
Product: transcription factor KUA1-like
Exons: 3
Coding region: 215-1204 (329 amino acids)
Biological process (GO): response to gibberellin; response to auxin; response to ethylene
Molecular function (GO): DNA binding
Source: RefSeq, a predicted model, not a curated record